Molecule: messenger RNA, 1200 nt
Organism: Pelmatolapia mariae (spotted tilapia)
Lineage: Eukaryota; Metazoa; Chordata; Actinopteri; Cichliformes; Cichlidae
Gene: pax4
Product: paired box 4
Exons: 10
Coding region: 1-1200 (399 amino acids)
Biological process (GO): anatomical structure development; regulation of transcription by RNA polymerase II
Molecular function (GO): DNA-binding transcription factor activity, RNA polymerase II-specific; RNA polymerase II cis-regulatory region sequence-specific DNA binding
Source: RefSeq, a predicted model, not a curated record
AUGAACCACAGUGGUGGAAGUGUCAACCAGUUAGGAGGAAUGUUUCUCAACGGAAGACCUCUCCCACAACCCAAGAGACGAAAAAUGAUUCAGCUGGCCUUGGAGGGAGUCCGUCCAAGCCAGAUCUCCAGGAUACUCAGGGUGUCCAACGGGUGCGUCAGUAAGAUCCUGAGCCGCUACCGGCGCACAGGACUCCUGGAACCCAAGACCAUCGGUGGGAGCCGCCCCCGACUUCUCACCCCCGGUGUCAUCUCCACGAUCAUCCAGUGCAAAAGGGAAAAUCCGACUAUUUUUGCUUGGGAAAUCCGAAAACGUCUCGCAGCGGCGCGGAUAUGCAAGGCCUCCAACGUCCCCAGCGUGUCGUCCAUAAAUAGGAUCUUAAGAAAGAUCCACUUGGACCGCGGACCAUCGUGGAUGGACCUCAACGCUGAUGUCAGGGUUGAGCAGGAUGUGUAUUCUCUGGCUCAAGAAGAAGCAAAGAAGUUUGAGAAGUUUGAGACAGAGUGCAGUAAAAAACAGAAAUCCAAAGGUGUGCAGCACAGAAUCCGCACCACCUUUACGCCAGAGCAGAGCAGAGCACUUGAGCAAGAAUUCUCUCGCAGCCAGUAUGCUGAUAUGUACACAAGAGAGAAGCUAUCUGCUGAAAUUAAACUUCCCGAGGACACCAUCAAGGUCUGGUUUUCUAACAGACGUGCUAAAUGGAGGAGAGAAGCCAAGCAGAGAGGUAGUACGCAGACAGCUGAAGACUUUCAAAAGCAAAGUGACUUUGUUCCUGUGAAUCCAACAAUGACACACAGCUUUACAUCUCAACAGGCUACUGAAAUGGCAAAAGUCAAUGCGGACAGCUCCUCGUACAGCACUGUUGCAAGGAAGCUGCAAAAUUGCUGCUUCUUCCCAACAGAAACAGCCGUGAGGAAUUCUGAAUGUCCGACAUCCUCAUUUCUCCAUCUGCCGAGUGACAUACAAAACAUAGACAAAACUCCUCUGGAUCUCCACAGAGAUGGAUACAGUUUUCCACUGGUUCCCCACCACACAGACAUGAGGAGAACCUGCCCUUUGGCAACAAAGACAGGGGGGCCAGACUGCCCUGUGAUUCAACAGUGGAACCAGCAGGGGAUGCCUUUUACCUGGAGUCAGUUUCAAACAAAUGAGCAGUUUCUGUUGGUCCCGGAUGUGAAUCAGCAUCUCUACAUGGACUGA